AUUUAUUUGCGUUACUUUUGGGUUUUGUUGUUUUGAUGCCGUCACUGCUAAAGCGGCUCAAGCAGACAACGGCCGGGUCGGACGCGCGGCCGCUGCCCGGGACUGGCGCAGGCACACCCCACGACCCGUGUGAGCUGCCCGGGAAGCCACUCGGCGGCGGCAGUGUCGAGCACGGCGCGAUCGGAGUUUGCUCGGCGGUGACGUUCAGCACCACGACCACUCCUUCCGCGGCUGUAGCUUCGUCCUGCGCGUCGCUCGGCCACUGCCAUUCGCAUACACUGGUUGCCGUGUGCACCUCUCACCUGGCCAUCCAAGAUCCGGCGGGUUCCGUGGCGCAUUGCGGGCAGGCCGUCCUUGCCAGCCACGAGUGCGGCGGCCAAGCUAUUUUUGUCUUGCCGCAAGGUGCAGGUCAUCAUCUUCACCAGAUGCACCACCACCACCGACCUUCCGCUGCGGGAAACAGUGCGUUGGACACGAGUGUCGAACAUGCGCGCUUCUGCGAGGGCUGCGCAGACCCAGCGCAUGUAGAGUGGCAUUCUCGCGGCGGCGCGGCUGAGGUUUUUGGCACUGCGCCAAUCAAGACCGUCGCUGCUGCCGAGGCACCGGGGUCGUCGCCGUGCGAGGCUGCAGAUGCACUGCCACACGGCUCACGUCCAAGCAUCCUGAAGCGGACGCUCCGGCGAAUGAGCAAGCACGCGCGCGGGAGUGUCAAGCAGCUUGCAACCGCCAAAACUGGUUCAAAACUGGACUUCUCAGACACGCUGCGGGAAGGCUCCGACGACGUUCCUGGAACAAGUAGAUGCGCAAAUCCGUCAGACCGCCAGUCGCAGACAGUUGCAAAGGUAGCCACACCAUUUCCUCCAGCUCCGCUCGGGUUUUUCGCCCGACUCACUCGGCGCAAGGCAAGCAUCACAUCCUUGUCGAGCUUGUCGUCGAGUGGCUCGUCGCUGUCACUCGCCUCGCAGGCAUCCUCAGUCUCCACAUCGACACUGUCCGCAUCCUCCAAGCUUGGCAAGCUGUUUGAGAGCUAUUCCGAUCCCGACAAUCCGACUCUCAUCACCGAUGCAGGCGCAGAGCUGCUUUGCAGUGAUUUGGGUCUAUCCCCGACGGAUUUUCGCGUGAUUUGGCUCGCGUGGAAGCUCCGGGCCACCACCCUAUCGCGCAUCACCCGCUCGCAGUUUGUCGACGGUCUGUCUGCGCUUGGUGUUGAAACGAUUGCGACUCUCCAAACCUUGCUCCCAACGCUCGUGGACGAGACGGCCGACGUUCACAGCUCUGCCUUCCGCAGCCUCUACAUGUUUACGUUCAACUUUGGCGUGGACUCGGAGCGCGGGGCCCGCACACUUGAUAUCAACGUUGCCCUCGCGCUGUGGUGGCUCGUUUUCACGGGCAAGCGCGAGUCGAUGGCCGUAUUUCCGCGGUGGAUUGCAUAUCUGAUGGGCUUUGACUUGCACAGCAGCUCCGAUGCCAUGGCCGCUCUGGAGCGCAGAGUCACUGGUUCCUCCGAUGAGUCGUCGGAUUCCAGUUCCAUGCUGGCAGGAGACACUUCUGGCUGCGUUUCCGAGACCGACACUGUCACCGAGGACAAUCCCGAUGCAGCAGCGUCGUCCUUCAAGCAUCCAGACCCUGCUCCGGUGCGCACACCACCCGUCCGAGGCAUUUCGAAAGACUGCUGGGCCCAGUUUCUGGAUUUUGCCCUCAGUACGACCGACUCGGACUGCACCGGGUUUGACGAGUCUGAGGCGUGGCCAACGCUGAUCGACGCGUUUGUCGCUGCCAUCCGAAGUUGUCGAGUCGAGUGAAAAGGCACUUCCCUCCCAUUGUGAAAAGUGAAAUCGAACACACGUCGGCCAUCUUCUGAUUGUCUGACUUGUCUGUACAUUGAGUUAGCGCUGUCAAAUCUUUGUUCUCGUUUUUUUUUUUUUUGUUUUUUUGUACUUGCUUUUUGUAACAACAAAUCUCUUCUCCACCCA
Messenger RNA from Capsaspora owczarzaki ATCC 30864, 1973 nucleotides. RefSeq names its product Dcun1d3 protein. Gene Ontology annotation, cellular component: ubiquitin ligase complex. NCBI's taxonomy places the organism in Eukaryota, Filasterea, Ministeriida, Capsasporidae. Gene Ontology annotation, biological process: protein neddylation; positive regulation of ubiquitin-protein transferase activity. The transcript has a single exon. The coding region runs from base 36 to 1802 and encodes 588 amino acids. The record is from RefSeq and is a predicted model, not a curated record. Gene Ontology annotation, molecular function: ubiquitin-like protein binding; ubiquitin conjugating enzyme binding; cullin family protein binding.